AUGCCGAACAAGCGGCAGCGGCCGCAAGACGACCUCUAUGAUGCCUCCUCCCAUCCCAAGCGCCAACGUGUAGCAAGCUCACCCACCUCCCGCCGCUCUGCUCCUGAUCUCCUCUCCGCCCUCUCCGACGAGGUAGCCAUCCGAAUUCUCUCAUUUCUCCCCAUAGCGACCCUCGUCGACGUCGCCCUCGUCUCGCGCCACCUCUCCCGGCUUGCGUCAGACUCCCAGCUGUGGCGUGCCCUAUACUACUCGCGUUUCGUCCUCCCACGCGCCCUGCGAAUACCCGGCUUCCGCGAUGGACCCAGGAAGAGCGCCAGCAGGCUGCACUAUUCUGCACGCCGCGCCGUCUGGGCCGACGGCGGCAUCGGCAAACGAGGCGGUCUCGUGGACGUGCGAAGUACCGGCGGUUCCGGCCCAGACGUCCACGCCGACUGGAAGCGGCAGUACAAGCUGAGGCACAAUUGGGCGCGCGGCAAGGCCACCGUGGAAGAGCUGGACGUGGGAGACACGAGCAUGUCGAAGAAGACCCUGGCCAAGGUCGUGGAAGGAGUUGCCAUGACAGCAGAUGCCGCUGCUGGGCUGCGGGCUUGGGAUCUCAAGACGAAGGGCCUGAUUGCGCACGUGGGUCUGCUCGACGACGACGGAGGGCGUUCUGAGCCGACUUGCAUGGCGAUUGACGACCAGUCUCUGGAUAAGCAAAAGCUGGACAUUUGUCUUGGGUUCGGCGAUGGUAGCUUUGGCGUCUGGAGACUGGACCUUGCCGACAACAAGCUCGAGCGCCGACAUAGGCAUGCCAAAUCCAGCAACGGCGCUUUGGUCGGAUUGGCGUACCGAUAUCCCUUCCUGCUUACCGCCACAGACUCUGUCCUCAUAUCUCUCUACGACUACGAGCGGCGGCCAGCUACCAAGUCCGAUGACCCGAGGCAUCGCCGUGUGCGCAAGCUCGACGUCCAAUACGACUCAGAUGAAGAGGACGAGGAGAAGCCAAAAGAUGCAACCCUUGAAGACCGAACAUCACUGCCGGCCCCGAUCCUCAUGACAUCGCUCAAGUCACAUACCUCGAGGGCACCACUCGCACUCUCCAUACGCACCAUGGCGGGGUCAGUGGUAGCCUCGAUCGCAUACACCUUUGCGACGCUGUCUGGGUGGUCUAUCGGCGUCCAAGACCUUCACGUUCGUCACAGCCGCACAGGCGAAUCCGAGGUCACAUCGACGCGCCUGGCCUACACCACCCCCGUCACAACGGCAUCAGGUUAUGCGACGCCUCCUGUAACACCAUCUCGGACUUCGGAGAGCGCGAGGUCUUCUGGAAACCGCUUUUUGUCUCCAGACAUACCUGUGUUUGCCUCGCCAGGAGAUGGGCCGACGUCUCUUCGCUACACACACCCCUACCUCUUGGCUACCCUGCCCGACAACACCCUGAUACUCCACGUCUGCACCUCAACGGCCACAGCCCUCUCUGUGUCCCCAGGCCUCCGCUUGUGGGGCCACACCUCCGGCAUCAGUGACGUCGAGAUCACGGCGCGCGGCAAGGCUGUCAGUGUCAGCUCCCGGGGCGAAGAGAUCCGCGUCUGGGAGCUCGAGGGCCGGGCAAACGCGAAGAGUAUCGAAGUCCGUUCGCAGCUGCAACAAGCAGAAGACAGCAACACGGGCGAUGCUUCACGAGAUGAGUGGGAUGACCGACGCAACUGGGUUGGAUUUGACGACGAGAUGGUCAUUGUGCUGAAAGAAUCCCGUGACGGGCGGGAAAGUCUCAUGGUGUACGACUUUACUUGA
This is a messenger RNA of Verticillium nonalfalfae, 1776 nucleotides long. RefSeq lists its product as uncharacterized. The transcript has a single exon. Gene Ontology annotation, molecular function: protein binding. Lineage: Eukaryota; Fungi; Ascomycota; Sordariomycetes; Glomerellales; Plectosphaerellaceae. The record is from RefSeq and is a predicted model, not a curated record. The coding region runs from base 1 to 1776 and encodes 591 amino acids.